UACUACGAGCAGCUUGGCAUAGACGCCAGUGCAACACAGGACGAAGUGCGCAAGGCGUACCGCAAGCAGUCUCUGAAAUGGCACCCUGACAAGAACCCCAAUUGCCGCGAAGAAGCUGAGCGCAAAUUUAAAUUACUGGCCGAGGCAUACGAGGUGUUAAGCGACCCGGAAAGCCGGCAGCGGUACGACCAAUACGGGACCGAUGGGCUGAAGCGCGGGUUCCAACCUGCGUCGUCCAGUAGCGCG
Messenger RNA from Linderina pennispora, 246 nucleotides. Its product is annotated as DnaJ-domain-containing protein. The annotation marks the transcript as partial. The record is from RefSeq and is a predicted model, not a curated record. Gene Ontology annotation, molecular function: protein-folding chaperone binding; protein folding chaperone. Gene Ontology annotation, cellular component: cytoplasm; nucleus. The transcript has a single exon. NCBI's taxonomy places the organism in Eukaryota, Fungi, Kickxellomycota, Kickxellomycetes, Kickxellales, Kickxellaceae.